AUGGCUCCUCCACCGCGCCUGCGCGUUUUGUCAGUUGGCAGCAACGCAAUCUCAGCUUUUCUAUCCUGGAGGCUCCAGGCGUCAACCUCCUGCGACGUAACACUAGUGUGGAAAUCGGGGUUUGAAGCCGUUUCGCAAUACGGAGUGUCUUUCAAGUCGAAAGCAUUCGGCAAUGAGAGAUUCAAGCCUCGUCACGUGGUGCGUUCACCGGAAGAGGCGGCAUCACGGGAAAACGCAUACGACUAUGUAAUUCUCUGUGUAAAGGCCUUGCCCGAUGUCUACGACCUGGCGGCAAUCAUCGAAUCCGUUGUUACCCCUCAACAUACCUGCAUUUUGCUCAAUACCACCAACACCCUUGGCGUCGAAUCACACCUGGAACAGCGUUUCCCCACGAAUGUUGUCCUCUCCCUUGUUUCCGGCGUCGAGAUCUCCCAGAUCGGACCUAGCGAGUUUGAGCACUUGAACUCGUCGAAUAUCUGGGUCGGUGCCACCAACAAAAAUUCGAGCCUUCCUUCAUCCAUGCAAACCGACAUGGCGGCCGCGUUGGCGAUGACCUUGAGCUCCGGUCAAGUGGACUGCAAAGUGUCGAACAAUAUCCGACAAGAGCAAUUUGAGCGUAUCAUAGGGCCUAUUGCGUUUUACCCAACAAGCGUUAUGUUUGACUGCGGAAACGUCGCAGAACUUCUGCAGAAGGUCGGAGUGCGUCAAUUAGUAACGGAUGUGAUUGAUGAGCUCAUCGGACUGGCCAAAGCACACGGAUGCUCAUUCCCAAGCGACUUUGCUCAAAAGACAAUGGAGGCAAUGGCCGCGCCUCAGUCUCCCAACCCCAUGUACCAGGAUUUCCAAGCUCGGCGUCCGAUGGAGAUCGAGACAUAUCUCGGAUCACCAAUUAAGCUAGCAACAGAACUCAACAUUCGUCUUCCGCGCAUCGAAACGAUCUAUGCUAUAUUGCACCACGUUAAUACCACUAAUCUAAGCAAACCUCGUGAAUCGCCAACUCCGUCUAUCCAAGCCCCGCCUCCACAUCCCACCCGGAUGUCCUCGGCUCCUCCACCAAGAAACGGCCCUCCCAUGCGCCCGCCUCCCGGCAGGUCAAGCUCUGCAAUGAUGAUGCCACCCCCUAGACGCGGACCCCCGAUGCCCGGCAUGUCACGACCUCCCAGCACACAACCCCCGCCAGCUUCUGCCAGGAUGCCUCGUGAGCCGUCUCUGGAGGGUCUGGAGGAGUUCAGCCACCUGGUUGUCUAUGAUGACGCUGGCGAAGCGGGGCCCCCCCCUCCCAGAAACCCCAACGGUUAUCCGGAUGGUCCUCCCGGCCCCGGUCACUCACAGUCGACUGCUGACCUGGCCCUGAGAGAACGAGAAUUGGCAUUGCGGCAGCGCGAGUUGCAGCUUCGGGAACAGGAAAUGAGCAUGAGGCGGGGUCCGCCCCGCAGGGCUGCUCCCUCUCGGGCCACUUUCGACGAGGAAGAUGAGGAUGACUAUUUCGAUCCCAUGGAUACUAGUCUGGUCCCGAACAUCGACCCAGAUAAUGUGGACAUGCUGAGUAUCACAUCUCGAAGAGCUAAGAAGUUCCCGAGCGCAAGCCAAAUACGCAAGAACCCCGAGCUUCUGUCCAACGGCGGCGGUCGGUCCUCGACGUUCAGCCGCUACUUCGGAGGAGGCAGGAAGCGUGCCAGUGACCGUAUCAUGCAGGAAAUUCCGGGCCUCCAUGACUCGCUCUUGGAUAAUCCCAUGAUGGCUUACUCGUCGAACCGCUAUGGCGCUGUUGAUCGAAACCAGAUGGCUGCAGGAUCUCGUACCAACUCCAUGACUACGAGCCGAAUGGGCGACUAUCCUCCGCACCCUUACCCGCAAAGCCGGAGAAAUAGCCAUUCGCCCGCGACUCCUUAUGGUGGCCCGCCUGGUCCUCGCAUGGGCCGUCCGGCCACUGCUCAGGAUCAACACUUCGGCCCUCCUCACGGGCCCCCCAACGGCGGUCACCCGUCUCCUCCGGGACACAUGCGGGCACCUGUUCCCAGGUAUCCCCCAGGACAUGGUAAUGCGGUAGGCCCGCAACAAGUUGAGCAACAUAUUGGGGUGAGCAAUUCGUAUCCCACUAAGGGCACUCCAAAGGAAAGAAGUCUGACCGGAAGUGCGAGCGCCAGCGCGGGGAGUGGUGAUAGCGGCGCUAGUGCGAACCUCGAUUCCGAGAAUUCAGCCCACAGCAGCCAGAUCAGCCUCGGCGCGCAGCAAGCAGCCGCGCCUGUUCGUUGA
This is a messenger RNA of Aspergillus homomorphus CBS 101889, 2256 nucleotides long. RefSeq names its product ketopantoate reductase family protein. The transcript has 5 exons. Gene Ontology annotation, molecular function: oxidoreductase activity. Lineage: Eukaryota; Fungi; Ascomycota; Eurotiomycetes; Eurotiales; Aspergillaceae. Gene Ontology annotation, cellular component: cytoplasm. The record is from RefSeq and is a predicted model, not a curated record. The coding region runs from base 1 to 2256 and encodes 751 amino acids.